This is a messenger RNA of Musa acuminata AAA Group (dessert banana), 1161 nucleotides long. RefSeq names its product transcription factor Pur-alpha 1-like. The transcript is spliced from 6 exons. Bases 246 to 1121 code for a protein of 291 amino acids. Lineage: Eukaryota; Viridiplantae; Streptophyta; Magnoliopsida; Zingiberales; Musaceae. The record is from RefSeq and is a predicted model, not a curated record. Gene Ontology annotation, molecular function: RNA polymerase II transcription regulatory region sequence-specific DNA binding; DNA-binding transcription factor activity, RNA polymerase II-specific; purine-rich negative regulatory element binding. Gene Ontology annotation, cellular component: nucleus. Gene Ontology annotation, biological process: regulation of transcription by RNA polymerase II.
GCGAGUAAACACUCGGUCAACAAGGAGAGUGAAGUGGAAUCUCCACCGCCGACUGGUUCGUAAGCGGGGGCGACGUUAAUCUCUCCCCGCUCCAAACCCUAACCUCAACCUCUUCCAGCAAUUUUUGAUCGCUCCCUCUCGAUCUUCAUUCAUUCGAAGAAUUGGUUCUUCCUCCAUCCCGAGACCUGAAUUCUUGAUCUAUAGAUUGUUAUUGCCGGAAAUUGGGGUCCGCGAGGCGCCGACCGAUGGAGGGGGGAGCGACCGGUGGGACGGACGUGGAGUUGGUCUCCAAGACGCUGCAGUUCGAGCACAAGCUGUUCUAUUUCGAUCUGAAGGAGAAUCCCAGGGGGAGGUACCUCAAGAUCUCCGAGAAGACUUCGGCCACAAGGUCCACCAUCAUCGUCCCCGUCGAUGGCAUCGUCUGGUUCCUCGAAUUGUUUGGCUACUACAUCAGCACGGACGAGCAGGACGUCUUCAGCAAGGAGCUCAAGCUUGAUUCCAAGGCGUUUUACUUUGAUGUUGGUGAGAACAAAAGGGGGCGUUUUUUGAAGAUAUCAGAGGCAUCUGUUAACAGAAACCGGAGUACAAUCAUUGUUCCUGCAGGAAUUUCUGGUGAAGAAGGAUGGGUAGCAUUUAGAAAUGUUUUACAAGAGAUACAUGAAGAGGCUUCACGGCUAUUCAUGGUACCAAAUCAGCAACAUCUGGAAGCUCCAGAACAUCUCCCUGGACUUUCAGAUGAUGUCGGUGCUGGAUUCAUAUCAGGCCACAGUGCCCAAUCAUCCUCUGGCUCAGAGUUGAAUGCUGAUCGAUUGGUUGAUGUGCACACGCACAAUGAGAUUGGAGGCAUGGGGAUGUCUAAAUUAAUUAGGGUAGAUCAGAAGAGGUUCUUCUUUGAUUUGGGAAGCAACAACAGGGGACACUUCUUGAGGAUAUCUGAGGUUGCCGGAGUUGAUCGUUCAUCAAUCAUCCUCCCCCUGUCUAGUCUGAAGCAGUUCCAUGAAAUGAUUGGCCAUUUUGUAGCGAUAACCAAGGACAGGCGUGAUGUAACAACCGGUGCAGAUGUUCGGACACUGGAGCCUGCACAAAUCUUAUCUCUUCAGAUGCAAGCAAUGACAACGUAGCCGAGGCAAUUCUUCCUUUGAUCUACAGGUGAAAACUAAA